Messenger RNA from Trichomonas vaginalis G3, 924 nucleotides. RefSeq names its product serine/threonine-specific protein phosphatase/bis(5-nucleosyl)-tetraphosphatase. The record is from RefSeq and is a predicted model, not a curated record. The coding region runs from base 1 to 924 and encodes 307 amino acids. Lineage: Eukaryota; Parabasalia; Trichomonadida; Trichomonadidae. Gene Ontology annotation, molecular function: protein serine/threonine phosphatase activity. The transcript has a single exon. Gene Ontology annotation, biological process: double-strand break repair via homologous recombination; peptidyl-serine dephosphorylation. Gene Ontology annotation, cellular component: cytoplasm; nucleus.
AUGGAUUUAGACAAAUUCAUUAGUGACAUCCGUGAGCGUAAACAGAUUGCAGAAUCCGACUUUGUCAGUCUUCUUAGACUUGCACGCGAUAUUUUUUAUCAGGAAGGCACAGUUAUUAACCUUUCAUCUCCAAUUUCUGUCUGUGGUGAUGUCCACGGCCAGUUCGAGGAUGUAAUCGAACUGUUCGAUGUUGGCGGUCUCCCACCGGACACAAAAUACUUAUUCCUUGGCGAUUAUGUUGAUCGUGGCUACUAUUCAAUCGACACACUUGCUCUCCUUCUUGCUUACAAGGUUAAAUACCCAACAAGAUUUUUCAUGCUUCGCGGCAACCACGAGUGCCGCCAGGUAAAUAACGCUUACGGCUUUUAUGAAGAAAUUUUAUCUCGAUUUGGCUUCGCUUCACUUUGGCAACUCUGCAACGAUAUUUUCAAUUUCCUCCCAAUUGGUGCUACCAUCGACGGCAAAAUCUUCUGCGUCCAUGGUGGUCUCUCUCCAAAGGUCAGAAUCAUCGAACAAUUAGCUCUUGCUGAACGCCGUGUUGAGCCAGAGAAUGGUACAGAAAUCUCCGACAUCCUCUGGUCUGAUCCAGAAGAUCAGGAAGGCUGGGGAAUGAACCAGCGUGGUGCCGGCUACUUAUUCGGUAUAAAUCCAACAAAGGAAUUCUGCUUCAACAACAAGUUAGAGCUUGUUGCUCGCGCCCACCAGCUCGCUAACGAAGGUUAUCAAUGGCAUCAUGACAGAAAGCUUGUUACAGUUUGGUCCGCUCCAAACUACAUGUACCGCUCUAAUAAUAAGGCCUCUAUUAUGGAGGUCUCUGCAGAUAGAGAUUUGAACUUCAAGAUUUUCGAUGCAGUUCCAGCUGAAAAGAGACUCACCCCAACAGAUAGAAUUACACCACCAGGCGCUUUCGGUUACUUUGCAUAA